AUGGCAACCAACGAUCCAACCCCCUUCCAAUCCAUCCCCUGGGUAUCAACUCUCCUACAAGACCCCACCUUCACAACCCUCACUAUCCCCUCAAGAACAAUCAAACCCUCCACAGAAGACAGCCUCUUCUCAAAAACACUCAACUCAAACACAACCCUAUCCGCCUGUCUCAGCCAAUACCGCCCACCACCUUCCAACCAGUCUUCCACCCCACAAAAUGCCCUCGCCGAAGAACUGCGCAUGUUCUUCCUCAUCGGGUCCGAUCUAAACGGAUACCCCGGCAUCCUGCACGGUGGUGUCGUUGCCGCACUGCUAGAUGAAGUUACCGGCCUCUUGCUAUCUUUGAAUGGCCAUGUAGGCGAUGCGUCGACUCGGGAGGCGAAAGAUGCGCAGCCGGGUCCGGUCACUGCGUAUUUGAAUACGAAGUUUUUGCGUCCUGUGCCGACGCCUGGGCCUAUUCUUGUACAGGCGAGGAUGAUUGAGGUUAAGGAGGAGAGGAAGUGGAGGAUUGAGGGGAAGAUUCGGGAUGGGGAGGGGGUGGUUCUUGCUGAGGCUGAGGCGUUGUAUAUUAGACCGAGGGCUAAGAUUUAG
Messenger RNA from Penicillium cataractarum, 591 nucleotides. Its product is annotated as PaaI family thioesterase. Bases 1 to 591 code for a protein of 196 amino acids. The record is from RefSeq and is a predicted model, not a curated record. The transcript has a single exon. Lineage: Eukaryota; Fungi; Ascomycota; Eurotiomycetes; Eurotiales; Aspergillaceae.